This is a messenger RNA of Jatropha curcas, 1706 nucleotides long. NCBI's taxonomy places the organism in Eukaryota, Viridiplantae, Streptophyta, Magnoliopsida, Malpighiales, Euphorbiaceae. The record is from RefSeq and is a predicted model, not a curated record.
CACGACUUCCACCUCUCAUCACUUCCACACCUACAAUCACUACACAAAUGGAAACUCCUACUUGGGUUGCCUUUUCCACUGCCUGGGUUGCCAUCCUAGCUCUACUCCUCCUCUCUCGCCGUCUCCGCCGUCGAAAACUCCACUUGCCACCAGGCCCAAAAUCCUGGCCUAUCAUCGGAAAUCUCAACCUAAUAGGCUCACUCCCCCACCGCUCCCUCCACUCCCUCUCUGAAAAAUAUGGGCCUAUUAUGCAGCUCAAGUUCGGCUCUUUCCCAGUUGUUGUCGGUUCCUCCGUCGAAAUGGCCAAAACUAUCCUUAAAACUCAUGACGUCAACUUCGCCGGCCGCCCGAAAACCGCCGCCGGGAAAUACACCACCUUUAAUUACUCAGAUAUAACAUGGUCACCUUAUGGACCUUAUUGGCGUCAAGCAAGAAAAAUGUGUGUAAUGGAGCUUUUUAGUGCAAAACGCCUGGAAUCAUAUGAAUAUAUACGCGUAGAAGAGCUUAGAUCACUACUUAAAACUCUGUUCCUCUCAAGUGGCAACGCUAUUAACGUAAAAGAUCAUCUUUCAGAUCUUAGUUUAAACGUUAUAAGCCGAAUGGUGUUAGGGAAAAAGUAUACAGUGAAAAAUGAAAACGAAAAUGAAAUUGUGACUCCAGAAGAGUUUAAAGAAAUGCUCGACGAGCUUUUCUUGCUCAAUGGGGUUUUGGAUAUCGGAGACUCCAUUCCUUGGCUUGCUUUCUUGGAUUUACAAGGGAAUAUAAAAAGAAUGAAGGUUUUGAGCAAGAAAUUUAACAGGUUUUUAGAGCAUGUUUUGGACGAACAUGAAUCAAGAAGAAAAGGGGUUGAGAAUUAUGUGGCUAAAGAUAUGGUUGAUAUUCUCCUGCAACUUGCAGAGGAUCCUAAUCUUGAAGUCAAGCUUGAAAGAAACGGAGUUAAGGGAUUUACACAGGUAUGCAUUUUUUAAAAUUAAUUAAUUCUUUAUUCAUUAAUUAAUUGGGCACUUUCUGAGCUGUUGAGAAAGCCAGAAAUUUUCAAGAAAGCAACAGAAGAACUAGACAGAGUAAUUGGAAGAGAAAGAUGGGUAGAAGAGAAAGACAUUGUUAAUCUACCAUUUAUUGAAGCAAUUGCCAAGGAAACAAUGCGUCUGCAUCCAGUGGCACCCAUGUUAGUUCCUAGACAAUGUCGUGAAGAUACCCAAAUAGCUGGUUAUGACAUUCAAAAAGGGACACGUGUCCUUGUCAAUGUAUGGACUAUUGGGAGAGACCCUACAAUUUGGGACAACCCUAAUGAGUUCUGCCCUGAAAGAUUCAUUGGUAAGGCAAUUGACGUUAAAGGGCAUGAUUUUGAGCUAUUGCCAUUUGGUGCUGGAAGAAGAAUGUGUCCUGGUUAUCCUUUAGGAAUAAAAGUGAUUCAAGCAAGUUUGGCAAAUCUUUUACAAGGGUUUAAUUGGAAAUUGCCAGGGAAUUUGAAGAAAGAGGACUUGAAUAUGGAGGAAAUUUUUGGGCUUUCUACUCCUAAGAAAUUCCCUCUUGUUGCUGUUGCUGAGCCUCGCCUUCCAUUCCAUGUUUACGGGAUGUAAUUUUUCUUUUUUGCCCUUUAGUACUUUCUGUUAAACACUAAUUACUUCCUAAUUUUCCAUCAUAAAUAAGAAAAAAAUAAGAUUUCAAUGGUGUAAUAUUGAUAUUGUAUUUUUUAUUACCUA